GUGUGGAUAACGUGGGAGCUGUUACCGUUGGUUCCGGUGCUGUUUGCCGUGGGUAGCAGGAUACAGGACGUCUCGGUGGAUCGGUCGUUUGCGUUCAAGAGCGUCAUCAGCAGCAAAGACUCAACUUGGUCGCCAUCUUCUUCCAAGGACCACGUGGUUGCUGAACAAAAGAAGAUACAUGCAAUUGAAAAGUGCAAGAACCUUUUAUUUUCCCCUAGAUUGAUCAUGUUGAAAAAAUCCAAUCCGAUGUACAUGAAGCUACGUCGGCUCACAAAUCUCUACGACAUCAGUGCCAAACAGAUAGGCACCUACGUUCGCAAUCUGCAUCGGCACAUGCGGAAACAGAAUGUCCGGAUCCGGAAACUUCGCCGGAAGUUGGCUUCGCUGCGUAACCGGCAUAAAGCCGAGCUAGCGUCCCACAAGCUGGAACAGGAAGAUGACGAACCUACUGUGAAAACUGAAAAAGAUGACGAGCAUGAAGAUUUUCUGAAGGCACUUGAGAAGGCGGAGCUGCAGCACGUUCAGGAAGCGAAAGCUGCCGAGCCCCUGGACGUGAAAGCGUUCGUUGAUGACAUCAAAAAGACGGCUCAAUCGGUGGACUACCAGAGUCGGUACAUUUUCGAACCGACUUCCGGGCUGUACUACGAUCCGGAGACUGGAUACUAUUACAAUGCCACGUAUGACCUUCACUACGAUGGGACACGUGGCUGCUAUCUUAAGUACAAUGAAGAAACCCGGGACUAUGAUUUUUACUCCCAAGUAAUAUCCCAGGAAACAAUUGAAGCUCAACAGCCGAAAAAAACUGAAAAGACCAAGCGACGGCGUCAGCGACCGAGGUCCAGGGACGACAGUGAGCGGGAACGAGGUCGGGAUCGGGAUCGCCGAGGGCGAGACAAAGCUUACUCCGACGAGGAUGAAUACGAGCGAAGGCGGUCUCGAGAUCGAUAUCGAAGACGUCGCAGUCGAUCGCUUUCGGAACCGCGGAAAGGACGUCGCAAGCAUCGUAGAAGUCGAUCCCGAUCGCACUAUACCCUUUCCAGCCGUUCCAAGUCGAAGACCGAUUCGGAGGAGGAAAUCCGGGAGCUGCGCCGCUUGAGAGAUGAACGAAAGGAACGUAAAGAGGAACAGAGGGCGAAACGGUUAAACAAGGUUGAGGACAGUGAGGAGGAAGAAGGAGAGUUGGCUAGCAGUAGUGAUAGUGAUUCUACGAACAGCGAUGAACGUAGAUCGGUCAUUUCGAUUGGCUCAACUAGUUCCGGAACGCAUGAAUUGGUCGUUGACUACAAAGCCGGGAACUCUUCAGCAUUAGCCAAACAAUAUCCACCGUCUCUGAGGCUGAUCGUGCAAGAAACUGCACUGCCUGCCCUUAAAAAAGGUUCCCUAUUUAUAGUGACCUGUAAAGGUGGUUCCCUCGGAAGGGAAGGGGACCACGACGUUAUCAUUCCUGAUCUUAAUGUUUCCAAAUUCCAUCUCAAGUUCCUAUACAAACACUGCCACUAUCAGGUGCUGGAUCUCGGGUCCCGCAACGGUACCCUACUGAAUGGGAACCGAAUGUCCCCUUCGAAGCAGGAAAGCGAAACCUUUCAGCUGGAACAUCGGGACGUGCUGCAGCUGGGCCAGACCAAGCUGCUGUGCCAUGUUCAUGAAGGCAGCUUCACCUGUAGCCAAUGUGAGCCGGGAUUAUUGAUAGAAAGGGAUGGAUGUGAUGCGGGAGCUGCGGGUGAUGCGCACAUUAAGCCGGUUAGCUACAAGGAAGGGCUCAAGAGGCUGCAGAAGCGAUACGGACUGGAAGAAGAAAAAUACGUUGAUCCACCGGUGAACCUGCCAGUGGACUACAAGGAUCGAGCUGCGAGUCGCCGCAAGCUGGUGGGAAGCAGCACCGAGCAUGCCAAAGUUGAGGUCGCUUCCGUUGAUCAGGCUAUUGGACACCAGAACAAGGGCUUCAAAAUGCUGGCCAAAAUGGGCUGGAGCGAGGGCAAGGGUUUGGGUAAAAAUGACGGAGGCCGAACGGAACCGGUGCCAUUGGUUUCGAACGUAGGCACCGGUGGUCUGGGAGCACAGGCCUUGGUGGAUCCAACGGUGUAUUCGUUGGAACCUUCCAAUAAGCAAAAAAUGAGGAAAGCAAUCGCCUUGAAAACUCAACAGAGGUACGCGGCCUGUGAGGACGUUGAAGAAACACCAGUAGCUAAACCAACCGAAAAACAUGUUGCAACACUGGACAAACAAAUUAGUUCCGAAAACAAAGGUUUCCAGAUGCUGGCGAAAAUGGGUUGGAACCAGGGUGAAUCGUUGGGUCCCGGAGAAGACGGUCUGAAAGAACCGGUUAAAAUAAUGUCUAACGUUGGAACGAGCGGCCUCGGAAGUAAACCACUUGUUACCGGCCAAGCCGUUGCCUCUAAAAGUAAAACAAUUUGGAAGAAGCAACAGCCCAAAUGUAAACCCGUCAAAAAGGUGUUCGAAGAAUCGGACUCCGAAUGAGUAAUGUGAUUAUUAUUAAAGACAUAAAAAUAAAAUUU
Messenger RNA from Uranotaenia lowii, 2516 nucleotides. RefSeq names its product angiogenic factor with G patch and FHA domains 1. Lineage: Eukaryota; Metazoa; Arthropoda; Insecta; Diptera; Culicidae. The record is from RefSeq and is a predicted model, not a curated record. The transcript has 8 exons. Bases 226 to 2478 code for a protein of 750 amino acids. Gene Ontology annotation, molecular function: nucleic acid binding; protein binding.